AUGGAGGAGAAGAGAUUGCAGGAGGCAGCAAGAGUUUUGGCAAUUUACCUGAGGAACUUAUUAGAUACAUUCUGGUCGUCUGAUGAUAAUAGAUCUUCUUUCUUGAAAGCUGUGGAUAGAGCACUUAUUCUUCGGGAUGCAGAUAUAGAACAGUUCAGUCUUUCGUUUCCAGUGAAGAAGGGUGAUGCAUCUCGCGUUAGUUCGUGGACUUCUGGCUUAGUCUGGCGCAAUGUUGAAAAGCUUUCUCUUGCUCUGGAUGGGGCUAGGUCAAAGUUUUUUUUGCCUCCGUGUUUAUUUACUUGUGCGACACUGAGGGACUUAGAACUAUAUGUCCCUACUAAAUUGAAAGUUCCUGCUACUGUUUCUUUCCCAAGUCUCAGGAGAUUGUCUCUGAACUCUCUGGUGUUUACUGAUGACUAUUCAACUCAGAAGCUGUUUUCUGGUUGCCCAGUUCUCAAUGAAUUAUCUCUAAUCAAUUGCAAUUGGGCGAAUCUCAAGUCUGUGACUAUUUCUGCUUCCAAUCUUUUGAGCUUGAUCAUAUAUGAAACUGGUGGUCAGUUACAGCUUUUCGGACGUUGUUGUGAGAUUAUGGUAUAUGGAGUCAGUCUCAAAUAUUUUCGGUACAAGGGCGGUUUCCUAAAUGAUUAUUACUUUGAUAACUCAUAUGUAGAUAAGGCUGAGAUUCUUACUCCUACUUUGAGAUUGAGACAUGUGAGUUACCGGUUGUAUAAGCUGUUUCGGGAGUUCUCUAGUAUGAAGAUGUUAACUACCUCUUCUUCAUCCUUUAAGGUGGUUCAGACUUAUAAUGCAUCAGAACUUCUCGCCCAGAUACCCUUGUUUAGUAAUCUUGCCACUUUGAUAUUUGAAGAAAAUCCAGUAAAUAUUUAUUGUGAAGGACUACUGAGGAUGUUCCAAAACUGUCCUAGUCUCCAAACUCUAGUAUUCAGUGAGGGCGUUAGACUGUGGUGCCUAGAUGCAGAAGAGGAUGGGGUGUUAAGGCCACAGCCUCCUUGUUUCUUGGAAACUCUUGAAAAGAUUGAAGUUCAUGCAUUUCAUGGAAACAGGGAUGAGCUUGCUGCAUUAAAGGUUCUCUUAAAGAAUGCAAUGGUCUUGGAGAAGCUGAUUAUAACUUGCUCCGAUUCUUUUGAAGGCGGACCGGAGAAGUUGAAGGAUGUUAACAAUCAAUUAGCAGAUUUACCUAGAGGGUCAUCCAAAUGCUGUGAAUUUAUUUGUUCGUUGAGGCCUUGA
Messenger RNA from Rosa rugosa (rugosa rose), 1248 nucleotides. Its product is annotated as FBD-associated F-box protein At4g13985-like. Lineage: Eukaryota; Viridiplantae; Streptophyta; Magnoliopsida; Rosales; Rosaceae. The record is from RefSeq and is a predicted model, not a curated record. The transcript has 4 exons. Bases 1 to 1248 code for a protein of 415 amino acids.